Messenger RNA from Sinocyclocheilus grahami, 3181 nucleotides. Its product is annotated as fucose-1-phosphate guanylyltransferase-like. Gene Ontology annotation, molecular function: transferase activity, transferring phosphorus-containing groups. The transcript is spliced from 4 exons. Bases 196 to 1926 code for a protein of 576 amino acids. NCBI's taxonomy places the organism in Eukaryota, Metazoa, Chordata, Actinopteri, Cypriniformes, Cyprinidae. The record is from RefSeq and is a predicted model, not a curated record.
GUGAACACAAGUUACGGAAUAUAUCUGAUGGUUUUAAGUAAUUUUUUGAAAACGCCAAUAUAACUGAUCAUUGUCGCACAUGUUUCCGUACAUCUGUUAUCGAUGUCCUGUUGUUGGUUCAUAUUUGUGGUUGAAUAAAAGUGUCGGAUAUUAGUGUAGCGUUUUAGACAGAUAAAAGACUUGCUGAAUCUCAUAAUGGCAGAGCGUUUAAACAUCCAUCUGCAAAAAUCCACCAAGAACAAACUUGAAAAAUUCAAACAAAUAAGAGGUAAAGAAGUUCAGUCUGAUGAACUCUGGGAUCUUGUGGUCAUCUCUGCAGUGGAUGAGGACCAGAGGUCUGCUUAUGAAAUUCAGAUCACUGAGAAACUGGAGAGGAAAGAACUGCCUCUUGGCAUCAAUUAUCAUGUGUUUGCAGAUCCUCCAGGAUGCAAGAUUGGUAAUGGUGGAUCAACUUUACAUUCACUGCAGUGUCUACAUGAUAAAUAUGGCAAGUCACUGUCAGGAUGUAAAGUCAUCCUUAUUCAUGCAGGAGGAUUCAGUCAACGUUUACCCAGUGCCAGUGCCCUGGGUAAAAUACUCACAGCUGUGCCCCUGGGAAACCCUUUAUAUCAAAUGCUGGAGCUCAAACUUGCAAUGUAUGUGGAUUUCCCCUCACACAUGAAGCCGGGAAUGCUGGUUACCUGUGCUGAUGAUAUAGAGCUCUACAGUGUCUCUGACCAAGAGAAUGUGGUGUUUGAUAAGUCAGGUUUUACUGCCUUAGCACAUCCCUCCCCUCUCUCUAUUGGUACCACUCAUGGAGUUUUUGUUCUCGAACCAGCAGAGAUGCCCAGAAUUUGUGAUAUGGAAUACAGAACUUGCUCUCAAUUUCUGCACAAACCAAGCAUUGAAAAGAUGUUCAAAUGCAACGCCGUAUGCAAGAGGGAAGGAGAGGAGUUUGUUUACACUGACAGCACUUACUAUUUUGAUUAUGGGACUGCCAUGACCCUGCUGACCUUGUUCAGUGAAAUGAGCCCUCUGACAUGUGAAAUCGAUGCUUAUGGAGACUUUCUUCAAGCCCUGGGGCGAAGAGCUACUGUGGAUUACACGGAAAACACUGCCAACGUCACAAAGAAGGAAAACGGUCUCGUUGAGAUUCGCAGAAAGAUUUUCCAUCGUCUCAAAGGCACAGUACUCAGCGUCAUCCUGUUGAACAACUCCAAGUUUUAUCAUGUCGGCACCACAGAGGAAUACUCGUUCCACUUCACCGCUGACCCCUGUCUCAGAGCAGAACUCGGUCUGCUCUCUGCUGCCUUCAGUGUGUGCGACUUGGAGCCAUCAGAGAAAACUAGAGUUUGCGUGUCGCACAGCAUCCUGCAUCCCAGUGUGACUGUAUCCCAGGGCAGUGUUGUGGAAUACUCCAGACUGGAUGCUAGAGUUAAAGUCGGAAGUAGAUCUAUCAUCAGCGGCUGCUGGAUAGGCACGGAUCUAACAGUGCCAAGUGACACCUUCAUACACUCUUUGUCUGUAAACCUGGAUGGAAAAACGGGUUUUGUGACUGUGGUUUUUGGUGUUAAAGAUGAUCUGAAGAAAAGUGUAUCCAGUCCUGCUCAUAUGAAAGCAUUGAGUUUGUUUAAGAUUAAUCUGGAGGACUGUGUUGGACUCUGGGGUUUGUUUCCUGAGAAGGUCAGGUUCUCAGGAGACACAUCUAUGUGUAGUUUGUGGAACACCUGCAUUUUCACAGUGUGCUCCAAUCUAAAGGAUUCAUUUGUGAUAUCACUGGGGAUGCUGAAGGCACUGGAUAGUGGAACCAUUUUCACACUACCAAAAAAAGCCACACUAACCUCUUUACAAGAAACUCUGCAGAACAAGAACCUGGAGGAAAUGCUGAAAUUUAGGAAAGAACUUCAUGAAGACAUUCUUAGGGUGAAUUUAAGUAAUUCGGUCUGAGCAUGUAUGUGUAAAUUAUCAAUAAUUUCAUUGCGUAUACUGCUGAGCAAAGGCAAAGCCUUGUAAGUACUGAGAUAAUGCCUUCAAAGUUCAAUUUAAAUUUUCAAUUUGCAAACCGUAUGCCACAGUAUAGAGAUAGUCCUGAUUUUAAUCUCAAAACUCAGUUUUGACAAAAGGUUACUACUUUUUGCCUUGUAGGGCAGUAUAGCCAUGCAACGCUGUCUUAUGGCCAAUUUGUACGUAUUUUACGAGGUAGCUAAUUUGAACAAAUUCGUACCUUACUCGACCUUACUCGUACCGAUUUUGUUUAAUUUCUGUCAGUUAAUUUUAGGGGCGGGGUUAGGUGUGGUCCUUCGUACAAAUUCCUACGAAUUUGCCACCUCAUAAAAUACAUACAGUUUUUCACAAAUUCGUACGAGUGAGUUCAUACAAAUUAGCCACCUUGUCAAAAAUGUACGCAUUUCCAUGAGAUCAGGUUGAGCCAUGUGAUGAAAAUCUUAAAUUGCCCAUAACAAACACUAUAGAAAUACCAAGACAGUGCACUCACAUUGCUACGAAUGGGAGAAAGUGCAACAUGCAAUAUGGUGGAAUAAGUCCCUCCUUCUGAAUAAAAGAGCCAAUUGGCAGUUAGUAAAGUCAUGCGUCGCUGUAGCUGCCAUUAAGAUUUGCCAUAGCAACAGUCAGUGUCCUGAGACGCACUUGCAUGCUGGCUGGGCCAGUCUGGAAUAUAAGCUUUUUUUCAUGCUAUUUGAGCAUACGAAACAACUUUUAUAGGACAUUUCAUGCCAGAUUUUGUUGCUGAUUAGAAAUAUGUUAUUUAAAUAUCAGUGUGGCAAGCAGUUUUUUUAGAUUUCAGGAUUUCACCAUUUGAGUAGAUAGGACUUGCAUGUCCAAAAUAGCUGCCCUUAGGCAUUGCAAAUAUGGCUGCUGAGUAAACAUGUAAUAACAUUCUAUUUGUUAUGAAUGCCAAUUAAUAUUUGUAUACCAAUUGUAUUCUGUGACACUAAUUCACUAAAUGGUUGUACCAAACCUAGUCAGUGUUUUUUUUAAGAUUUAUUUUUGGCAUUUUUACCUUUAUUAUAUAGGACAGUAUUUCAGACAGGAAUUGAGGUGGGAUGGGAUUAGGAAAAGUGCACAAGUUGAGAGUCAAACUCGUGAUGCCCCAAAGUGCAACAACGCUAUAUGUUGGUGCGCUGCCCACGAGGCUAUUUGCGCCGACAUCAGUGUUUUUCAAUUCAAUGUUUAUUUUAGUUUU